AUGAAGGAAGAGCCUUAUGAUCACGGAAAGCUAAUACAUCGCGCCUCCGCUCUCAUUAACCUGCAUUUCUGGUGCUGUUCAGGCAAGGUGGACGAGAAAGCGACGCAGCUGCACGCGAUAGCGUCGCUGAAGGUGCUGCUGGAUGCCACCAGGCCGCACAACGGCGCCGCGACGUCGACCGCCGCCCAUUAUUCCGGCGCACCCUCGAAGGAGACGACUCUGCAGCUGCAGCAGGGCUCGCAAGGCACCACCACCACCACCACGACUACGACGACCACUGCCGGCACCACCGCCGGUAUUCAGGAACUUCCGAACGGCGGUAUCGCUGCUGGUCUCGACCCUGGACUCGAAUCGGGCGAAGAGGAUGAACCUCCAGAAGCCUUGGACAUGGGCUGGCCAAGCAGCCCAAGAAAAAGGUUAACUUACAUUUUAGUCGCGCCAAUCUUAUUUCCCCUUUGGUUGACGUUACCAGAUACGAGAACACCUAGAGCGAAUAUCUCUUGUUGGAAUCCCAAGCAGAAAACAAAUCAGAAACUAGAAAUUUGGCCAAGAAUUCUGUCGGGCAGUGAAAAUGGGCUCGAUUUGCGCUUUGAUUCUGCCCGCAGGCUUCCGGUUCCGUGGCUCCUGUACGGUUUGAUCUACGGGAAACCAGUGGAGGUGAACUCGGUGGGCAUGGUGUGCAGCAUAGCGAUACUGUUCUGCAUGCUGCUGUUCGUGAUACUGAGCAUCGCCUGCUUCAGAUGGAAGAUGAACAAGGGCCUCGGUUUCACGAUGUUCAUCCUCUACUUCGUCUUCGUCGCCGUCUCGCUGAUGUUCGAGUACGAGUUCUUGGUCUGCCCGGUGUAGGGCAGCCAGGAACAGCGCGGCAGAGGUAACUGAUACUCCUGCGGAGAAAGGAUACAUCUGCGAAACGGACGCACACUUACGGGUCUCGUCAUCAUCAUCGUCAUCGUCAUCAUCGUCGACGAGUCUCGGCCGACGAGAGAACUCUUCCCCGCGGUCGCCGCUUCGAGCCGAGGAGGAAACCGCGCCAGUUAUUACCUUCCUCGCGCGCGCGCGCGCGCAUGAAGGAAACUUGACAGUUGAACGGCAAUAGCAGCACCAUUAUAAUAUUAAUACCGUCACCUAAAUCACCGAUCAUCGAGUCACAGCAACUUCGCGUACCGUUUACGAGGCGUUUUGCUCUAGUCGCGCGAGAGGUGUAUAUAUUGUAUAAAAAAAUCUUGAAAUACCUGAAACGAAAUACUCGUCUUGUUAAGAAUUAAUCGAGCACGCCACUCCACUCGAGUGCGCUACUUUUAUUAUUUAGGCAUGGCGAGCGCGUUAGCCGAUCGUGCCAAGGACCAAAUCAAUAUAAUUUUAUAUAAUCUUUGGAAGAAUUUUUUGGCACAAACUUGGAGAGUCUUUUCUGGUCUUCUUUUUUUUUCUUCUUCUUCUUCUUUAUUUCUUUUUUUUUUUUUCUUUCUACUUCUUGUUAAUAAGUGCGAACUGUAACUGAGACAAACUGGUUGCAGCACCGUUAUUAAUUCGUUUAAAAACUUUUACAAUAAAAAGUUUACGAGAGCCACCUUACAUUCAACAAUGUUCCGUUAAAGAUGUUUUUAAUUAUAUAAUCAUGAGUAUCGUAAUCGCCUGAUUCGUUAAAGAUGUUAUUAAUUAUAUAAUCAUGAGUAUCGUAAUCGCUUGAUUCGUGCAUCUUUAUCGAAACAUCACGUCUUUCGAAUAUAAUUAUAAUAGCAAUAAUAUAUCAGAUUUAAAACGCGAUGUUACUUCGCCGAUGUACAGAAUGUUACCAUAGGGCUUCUCGUUUGACUCCUUGGCACGCUCACGUCCGAAUAUUAUACAUAACGUUAAUCCCUAGAAGUGACCUGACCGCUCGUCGAUUUUUCUCUAAAGCAGGAAUUCUCUUUGCCUCUAAUAUCGUAGAAUAGAGUUAUAACUUUUCACUCUGUUGUAUUCACGGAAUUCAAUCUGAUGCGGUGCAAUGUUCGGCGUUCCGUUUCGACGACGAAUUGCGAGUAUUACGCGAGUACGUACAUUCCAGACAGAAUAUAUAAUUUUAUCAUAUAAUUUUAUAUAUCUUUGUCUUUU
Molecule: messenger RNA, 2091 nt
Organism: Pogonomyrmex barbatus (red harvester ant)
Lineage: Eukaryota; Metazoa; Arthropoda; Insecta; Hymenoptera; Formicidae
Gene: Nckx30C
Product: solute carrier family 24 member Nckx30C
Biological process (GO): intracellular calcium ion homeostasis; calcium ion transmembrane transport
Cellular component (GO): plasma membrane
Molecular function (GO): calcium channel activity; calcium, potassium:sodium antiporter activity
Source: RefSeq, a predicted model, not a curated record